This is a messenger RNA of Exserohilum turcica Et28A, 1701 nucleotides long. RefSeq lists its product as uncharacterized. NCBI's taxonomy places the organism in Eukaryota, Fungi, Ascomycota, Dothideomycetes, Pleosporales, Pleosporaceae. Bases 1 to 1701 code for a protein of 566 amino acids. Gene Ontology annotation, molecular function: FAD binding; oxidoreductase activity. The record is from RefSeq and is a predicted model, not a curated record. The transcript is spliced from 4 exons.
AUGAAAUUGCAUCGUCUCCCCGCGUACGCAGCAGCAGCAGCAGCAGCACUCCAGCUCGCAGGCGCAGGCGCAAGCGCAACGACAACGACAACGACAACAUCCACCUUUGAAGCCCACGAUUUCAACGUCUCGGCAGCGCUUGAGAAGCUCGGCGUCGAUAUCUCGCGGCUGCCAGAGCCAGAGGCUGGGUUUAUCGUGCGCGAGGAGGGAGCGCGGUGCGAGUAUGCGUGUAAAGCCCUGACACUACUUUUCAACAACAACAACAACGACAACCAGAUCCUAUCUAGAAACACAUCCGCAUACGCAGAAUUCACAGCAGCAUACUGGGCCGCACAGCAAGGCGCACUUCAACCCCUCUGCGUAUUCAAGCCCAAGCGCACAGGAGACGUAUCUACACUUGUUCUCCUUUCGCGCUUAUACCAAUGUCCGUUUGCAGUCAAGAGCGGAGGCCACGCCGCUUUGGCGGGCGCGUCGAGCAUCGACGGCGGGAUUACGGUUUCGCUGGAGCAUUUUCAACAAGUUGUUGUUUCGGGCGAUAGGAAGACGGUGGAGGUGGGGCCGGGGUUGCGCUGGGUAGAUGUGUAUAUGGCGGUUGAGAAGCAUGGGCUGAGCGUUGCGGGGGGAAGGAUGGCGCCUGUAGGAAUAUCGGGACUUGUGCUUGGAGGUGGCAUUUCGCAUUUCGCGAGCAAGCGUGGCUGGGCUUGCGAUAAUGUGGCGGCGUUCGAGCUGGUUACUGCGUCGGGCGUUGUUGUCAAUGUGAGCGACUCAUCGUAUCCUGAUUUGUAUUGGGCGUUGAGAGGCGGAGGCAACAACUUUGGCGUCGUGACAAAGUUCACGCUCGAUGCGUUCCCGUUGGGCGAUAUGUGGGGAGGCAUGAGGGUCUACUUGGAAGACGCUUUUCCCGCUGUGCUAGAUGCCAUUGCCGAGUUUACCGUGGCGGGGUCAGUUGAAGAUCAAGAUGCUGCGGAAAUCAUUACAUUCGCGAGCGCCCCAGGUGUCGGGAAAACGGUAUUUGCAAACCUACACUACUCGAAACCAGUUGCCGACGCCCCGGUCUUUGCCAGCUGGAACAACAUAACCGCGAUCCACGACACCACGGGUCUUGGUCGCAUGUCUGGAAUGGCGAAUCUGCUCAACCAAGGAGCGCCUGCAUCGGGCGGCUACGAAACGUGGUGGGGCAUCAGCUUGAAAAUGGAUAGACCGUUUCUCCAGUUCAUCGUCGACACCUUUUAUACCCAAGAAGCCGCCAUCGCCGACGUGGAAAAAAUCCUUCUCAUCAUGGCCAUCCAGCCCAUUACCGAAAGCGCACUCGAUGCAAUGCAAAAAAGGGGCGGAAAUGCCCUCGGUCUCGAUCCCGCGAAUGGUCCAUAUUUCGUCUUGAACUUCAACGCUGCAUGGACAAAAGCCGAAGACGAACCAAAGUUUCACACGGUGAUUGCCAACACAAUCAAGUUGAUCAAAGUUGAAGCCAAGAAAAGAAAUCUCGACAACGACUUUGUGUAUUUGAACUAUGCGUCCGAGUUCCAGGACCCGAUUGGAAGCUAUGGGAAGAAGAAUAAAGAGAGACUGAUACAGGUCUCGACAAAGUAUGAUCCGAGACAGGUGUUCCAGUAUCUGCAGCCGGGCGGGUUCAAGCUGGUCAAGGGGGCGCUGAAUACGGAGAUACCGAAUGUGUCGCUGUCGAGGGGUGGCGAGCUUUGA